Prorocentrum cordatum is the source of this 850-nucleotide messenger RNA. Lineage: Eukaryota; Dinophyceae; Prorocentrales; Prorocentraceae. The record is from the annotation of a GenBank genome assembly.
CUGAAGCCAUUUUGGCAUCGAGCAGUGGCCGAGGGGCAGGGCGCAGGGACCCGACCGUCGCCGCGCGAGCCUCACGCCUGCAAGCCGCCCUCGUCUGGGCGCAUGGCGGUGCGCUCCGCGUUCGAGAGCAGCAGCGAAAUCGGUGUGUUUUCCACCCUCACCAAUUCCUACUGCCUGGUCGCCCUCGGGGGGUCGGAGAACUUCUACAGCGUGUUCGAGGCCGAGCUCGCCAGGCACAUGCCCGUCGUGCACUGCACCAUCGGGGGCACCCGGAUCGUCGGCAGGCUGACGGCAGGCAACAAGAACGGCCUGCUGGUGCCCAGCAUCACCACCGACCAGGAGCUGCAGCAGCUCCGGAACACGCUGCCAGAGAGCGUGAAGGUCCAGAAGGUGGAGGAGCGCCUCUCCGCGCUCGGGAAUUGCAUUGCCUGCAACGACUACGUGGCCCUCGUGCACACCGACCUGGACCGGGAGACGGAGGAGGUCAUCGCGGACACGCUCCAGGUGGAGGUGUUCCGCGCCACCGUGGCGCAGAACGUGCUGGUGGGCAGCUACUGCGUGCUCACCAACCAGGGUGGUCUGGUGCACGCCCGGACGCCGAUGCAGGACAUGGAGGAGCUGUCGCAGCUGAUACAGAUUCCCCUGACGGCGGGCACCGUGAACCGCGGCAACGACGUCGUAGGGGCGGGCGUGGUGGCGAACGACUGGGCCGCGUUCUGCGGCAUGGACACCACUGCCACCGAGAUUGGGGUGAUCGAGAGCAUCUUCAAGCUCCAGGCGCCCGGCCAGGGCAUGCAGAGCGCCUUGAUCGACACCAUGAUGUGAGCAGUUUCUCUGUGCGGGGGGAGGG